Messenger RNA from Emericellopsis cladophorae, 2730 nucleotides. RefSeq names its product Ribonucleoside-diphosphate reductase large chain-like protein. Gene Ontology annotation, biological process: DNA replication; deoxyribonucleotide biosynthetic process. The coding region runs from base 1 to 2730 and encodes 909 amino acids. Lineage: Eukaryota; Fungi; Ascomycota; Sordariomycetes; Hypocreales; Bionectriaceae. Gene Ontology annotation, molecular function: ribonucleoside-diphosphate reductase activity, thioredoxin disulfide as acceptor; ATP binding. The transcript is spliced from 4 exons. The record is from RefSeq and is a predicted model, not a curated record. Gene Ontology annotation, cellular component: ribonucleoside-diphosphate reductase complex.
AUGUUCGUCAGGAAGCGCGAUGGACGCCAGGAGCGCGUGCAGUUUGACAAGAUCACUGCCCGUGUGUCGAGGCUUUGUUAUGGCCUCGACACUGAGCACGUUGAUCCUGUUGCCAUCACCCAGAAAGUCAUCUCCGGUGUCUACGGUGGUGUGACCACCAUUCAGCUCGACGAUCUUGCUGCCGAAACUGCGGCGUACAUGACUGUCACCCACCCCGACUACGCUAUCCUCGCGGCUCGCAUUGCCGUGUCCAACCUCCACAAACAGACAAAGAAGCAAUGGUCUUCUGUUGUCGCUGACCUCUAUCACUACGUCAACCCCAAGAACGACACGCCUUCGCCCAUGAUAUCGAAAGAAACAUACGACUGCGUCAUGCGUCACAGGGAGGAACUCGACUCCGCCAUCGUCUACGACCGUGAUUUCAACUACCAGUACUUUGGUUUCAAAACUCUCGAGCGUUCAUACCUCCUCAAGCUCAACGGCAAGAUCGUUGAGCGUCCCCAGCACAUGAUCAUGCGUGUGGCCGUCGGCAUCUGGGGUGACAACAUUGAGCGUGUCAUCGAGACAUACAAUCUCAUGUCCAACAAAUCAUUUACCCACGCCUCCCCUACCCUCUUCAAUGCCGGCACUCCUCAAGCACAACUGUCGUCCUGCUUCCUUGUUGAUAUCAAGGACGACAGCAUUGAUGGUAUCUACGACACUCUCAAGACUUGUGCCAUGAUCUCCAAGACUGCUGGUGGUAUCGGUCUGAACGUCCACCGCAUUCGUGCUACUGGCUCUUAUAUUGCUGGUACCAACGGAACCUCGAACGGUAUUGUUCCCAUGCUCCGUGUUUUCAACAACACCGCCCGCUACGUUGACCAGGGCGGAAACAAGCGUCCUGGUGCCUUCGCCAUCUACCUGGAGCCGUGGCACGCCGAUGUUUUCGAGUUUCUCGAUCUCCGAAAGAACCACGGCAAGGAGGAGGUCCGUGCCCGUGAUCUCUUCUUGGCUCUCUGGAUCCCCGAUCUCUUCAUGAAGCGUGUUGAAAAGAACGGCGACUGGACUCUCAUGUGCCCCAACGAGUGCCCAGGCCUGGCUGACUGCUACGGCGAGGAGUUUGAGGCCCUGUACGAGAAGUAUGAGCGGGAGGGCAAGGGCCGCAAGACCAUGCGUGCCCAGAAGCUCUGGUACUCGAUCCUCGAGGCCCAGACUGAGACUGGCAACCCUUUCAUGCUCUACAAGGAUGCUUGCAACCGCAAGAGCAACCAAAAGAACCUUGGUACCAUCCGCAGCUCAAAUCUCUGCACCGAGAUUGUCGAGUACUCCGCACCCGAUGAGGUUGCCGUCUGCAACUUGGCCUCUCUGGCCUUGCCUGCGUUCGUCGAUUACACUGAGGGCUGCUACGACUUCAACAAGCUGCACGAGACCACCCGUGUCGUCGUUCGCAACUUGAACAAGAUUAUCGACGUCAACUACUACCCCGUCAUCGAGGCCCGCAACAGCAAUAUGCGUCACCGUCCCAUUGGUCUCGGUGUUCAGGGCCUGGCCGAUGCUUUCCUUGCCUUGCGCAUGCCUUUCGAGUCUCCGGAGGCCCGUCAGCUCAACAAGCAGAUCUUCGAGACCAUCUACCACGCUGCCGUGACAGAGUCUGUGGAGCUCGCUAAGGAACAAGGCCCUUACCCUACCUUCAAGGGCUCGCCUGCCUCGGAGGGUAUCCUUCAGUUCGACAUGUGGAAUGUCACGCCCUCUGAUCUCUGGGAGUGGGACUCUCUCAAGGAGCAGGUCAAGGAACACGGUGUGCGCAACUCGCUUCUUGUCGCCCCCAUGCCAACCGCCAGUACCUCCCAGAUCCUGGGCAACAAUGAGUGCUUUGAGCCGUACACUUCCAACAUCUACUCACGCCGUGUCCUGGCUGGUGAGUUCCAGGUCGUGAACCCCUGGUUGUUGAAGGACCUCGUCGACAUGAGUCUCUGGUCUGAUGCCAUGAAGAACCGCAUCAUUGCCGAGAACGGUUCUAUCCAGAACAUCCCCAAUAUUCCCGAUGACAUCAAGCAGCUCUACAAGACCGUUUGGGAAAUCUCCCAGCGCACUGUCGUCCAGAUGGCUGCCGACCGUGGUGCCUUCAUCGAUCAGUCGCAAUCGCUCAACAUCCACAUGAAGGAUCCCACCAUGGGUAAGAUCACUAGCAUGCAUUUUGCAGGAUGGAAGCUCGGUCUCAAGACUGGCAUGUACUAUCUGCGUACGCAGGCUGCCGCGGCACCCAUUCAGUUCACAGUCGAUCAGGCGGCACUGAAGGUUGAUGACACCAACGUCGCCCGGGACCGCCCCAUGAAGAAGCGUGCCCCUCCCUCUGGAUCUAGCUUCAUGUCCUCGGUGUCAGCUGUUCCUCGUGCUAGCAUUUCUAAGGAAGGCUCUGCCAAUGGCUUGACCGCUUCAAAUGGGAUCCCUACGCCGAGCACAACGCCGCCGCCCGCUCUGGGUGCCGCCACCACAUCGCGUGUUGCUGCGUCGCCCAACAAGUCUGCUGCUAUGAAGGCAGACGUUGCUGAGGGUGACAGUCCACGCGCGCUGCCCACCGAACCUGUCGAGAAGGUUGAGGAUGAGGAGCUGCGAGACCCCCAAGCAAAGAGCAACCAAGACGAGGAUAAGACCGGCGACAAUGAGGACCGCGAGCGAGAUAUCUACUCUGACGCCGCUCUGGCCUGUAGCAUUGAGAAUCCUGAGUCAUGCGUGAUGUGCAGUGGUUGA